CAUAUAUAUAUAUAUAAUGUUGCAUACAGAGCCAUCUUUUUCUGUAUAUGCAGAUGGAGAGGGGUUAAUUGAUGUUGGAAAAAGGGAUACAAAAGGGAGUGGUGAGUUCAGUUUUGGAGAGAUAAUGGGAUUUGAGAAUUUGGGCAUUGUAGAAAAAGAAGAUGUUAAAGAGAAUUAUAUGAAGUUGGUUGAUGAAGAUCCUUCAAACCCUUUGUUCUUGAAGAAUUAUGCUCAUAUUUUGAAGUCGAAUGGGGAUCUUAAUGGAGCUGAGGAAUACUACUUCCGUGCUACACAGGCAGAUCCUAAAGAUGGUGAAAUCCUAAUGCAGUAUGCUAAAUUGAUAUGGGAGCUUCAUCAUGACCAAGAUAGAGCCUCAGGUUAUUUUGAGGCUGCUGUUCUUGCCGCUCCUCAAGACUGUGAUGUUCUUGCAGCAUAUGCACGCUUCCUCUGGGAAAUAGAUGACGACACAGAGAAUAAUGAGGCAGCUACACCCACUAAGGAAUCUUUGGCAGUAGAUGAAAAUUGCCGUGAGCCUUUGCUUCUUAGAAACCACGCCCAGUUUCUUCAAGAGACCAAGGGAGACUUUAAAGGAGCCGAGGAGUAUUACUCACGUGCAGUGCAAGCCGAUCCUGGGGACGGCCAAUUGGUUUCACAAUACGCUCAAUUGGUGUGGGAACUUUACCACGAUCAACACAAAGCCUCUGGUUACUUUGAACAAGCAGUAGAAGCUGCUCCAACCAAUAGUGAUGUUCUUGCUGCAUAUGCCAAGUUUCUUUGGGAAGCAGAUGAGGAAGCCAGUGACAAACAAGCAGAAAAGCUUUGACCAGCUAACUAAACAUAAGCCAAUCAAUAGCACACUAAGAUCGAAACUUGAGCAAUGUCAUGUCUGAUGUAAACUUACUGUAGUUUAUACUGUGUUUUCUUAUAUGUUUUCAAGUGUAAAACAGGAAUUACUAAACUUUUAGCUUAA
This is a messenger RNA of Erigeron canadensis, 970 nucleotides long. RefSeq lists its product as uncharacterized. Gene Ontology annotation, molecular function: protein binding. Bases 17 to 823 code for a protein of 268 amino acids. The transcript is spliced from 6 exons. Gene Ontology annotation, biological process: RNA processing. The record is from RefSeq and is a predicted model, not a curated record. Lineage: Eukaryota; Viridiplantae; Streptophyta; Magnoliopsida; Asterales; Asteraceae.